Messenger RNA from [Torrubiella] hemipterigena, 1212 nucleotides. Lineage: Eukaryota; Fungi; Ascomycota; Sordariomycetes; Hypocreales; Clavicipitaceae. The record is from the annotation of a GenBank genome assembly.
GUCUUGGCAUCUAUUACAGCCUAACAGCAAACACAUACGUCACCCCCUCAGUACCCCGCCUGUUUCUCUGGAAUUGUAAGAUCUAUAGUAAAAAUGUCGGUACCGCUAAAAGACGAAAUUCGUAUCCAACCCCACGGUUCCCAUUCUGGCCUCAACAAAUUACUAGUCUUUGUGACGCUGGAGGCUCCCAGACGUAAGGACCAAGACUUGCUAUGCUGCUUCUUUGCCAUUCCGGAACACCCCCCACACUUUUAUUCCGAGUCAAAUACAAAAGUUGCGGAUAGCAAUGGAUACUUGAAAGUAUUCUUCAGCACAGCCAAGGAUGGCUCUAUAGAUAUUAGAGUGGGUCGUGAUACUGUUGGAGAUGUAGUCCUCACGCUCGAGGUAACUCCCAGACCCGUCAACCAAUUAACAAGCCCAAGAACUUAUACGGAGCUGCAUAGUGAUCAGGGUGGUCUGAUUGGCGUGGGCCGAUGGUUUCUUCCUCAUAUCCCCUGCCGAGAAAUAUCGACGUGUCAUGUCGAAUGGGAUCUGUCGCUUUCGCCUCCCACAACGAAGGCGUCGUGGAGUUUUGGCGAGGGCGCCGAGCUUACGACGCAGACUGGACCAGAUGACCUUGUUCGAUCCUCAGUGUUUAUGGCCGAAACCGACGAAGCAGAACCACCAGUGAUACACUGCUUUGGCCAGCUCCCGGCCUCGUUGAGGCUCUUGCAGGAGUCAACAGCCCCAAUCUUCUCUUAUGCGAAAUCACUAUUCGAGAGCCCAGAGAGCGUCAUGAAGGUAUAUAUUCGCAAAGUCCCGCGUGGUUUCUCUGGACACAACUUUGCGUGUUGCUUUAUGAUUGAUUACAGCGACUUGGACCAGCCCAGGCAUGAGGCUGAGCUGCUACGGUACAUGUCACAUGAAAUGACACACAACUGGGCAUAUCUGGGCAAUGAUCCAGACGGGUUUCAGAAUACGUGGUUUAUAGAAGGUAUCGCCGAUUUCUAUGCUCUGUAUCUCCCAGUUAUGGCAGGCGUAAAGGGCGUCGAAUACUUUUGCCAGAUCCUCGACGAAUUUUUGACAAUGUACUACACCAGUCCGUAUCUUCACACACCAUUGCGACAGGUACCCAACGAUGCCAACGGCAAUUUAGUGUCGUAUCGGCGUGGCUUCAUGUACUUGUUCCUCUUGGAUGCGCAGCUGCGAGCUGUUGCUGAAUCGAGAGGGUAG